This is a messenger RNA of Trichoderma breve, 813 nucleotides long. RefSeq names its product coA-ligase domain-containing protein. Gene Ontology annotation, biological process: tricarboxylic acid cycle. Lineage: Eukaryota; Fungi; Ascomycota; Sordariomycetes; Hypocreales; Hypocreaceae. Gene Ontology annotation, cellular component: mitochondrion; succinate-CoA ligase complex (ADP-forming). The transcript has 6 exons. Gene Ontology annotation, molecular function: succinate-CoA ligase (GDP-forming) activity; succinate-CoA ligase (ADP-forming) activity. The record is from RefSeq and is a predicted model, not a curated record. Bases 1 to 813 code for a protein of 270 amino acids.
AUGGCGGUGUCAAUUUUCAGACCGACCCGAAGCUGCCCCUCAACUUGGCGACGACACUUCUCAGCCUCGGCUGCCCGAUGCAUAAAUGCCUAUGAUAGCACAAUCUCGAAUCUGAGACUAGAUAAAAACACGGCUGUAGUAUAUCAAGGGUUUACAGGGAAAGCGGCGACUGCAAACGCCAAAGAUACUAUUGCAUAUGGCACUCGUAUAGUGGGAGGCAUAUCACCUGGCAAGGGAGGUUCGACGCACCUUGAUUUACCGGUCUUCAAUACCGUCGAGGAGGCCAUGAAAACGGUCCGACCUCAUUGUCGAGUUGGCAUCAUGCCGUAUAAGCAGUAUCAGAGAGGCUGUAUAGGCAUUGUGUCCAAGUCGGGGACUUUGAGCUACGAGGCUGUGGGUGCAACGUCCGCAGUUGGACUGGGACAGAGCAUAGUGCUAGGUAUGGGAGGUGAUUUACUUCCAGGUACCACCUUAGCAGAUGGCCUUCGACUCUUUUUUGAGGAUGAAGAGACGAAAGGCAUCAUCGUAAUAGGUGAAAUUGGUGGAGAAGCCGAACUUAGAGCCGCUGAGCUGAUCCGAGAAUAUCGACAAUCAACUCCUCGCCCCAAGCCAAUUGUAGCAAUGGUAGCCGGGAGGAUGGCUCCACUGGGAAGGAUCAUGGGUCAUGCGGGUGCUGUGCUCACCCCCCGGGAUGUACCUGCGGAUAUCAAAGCAAAGGCACUUGAGGAUGCUGGUGCAGUGGUAGUCCCGCAUCCAGGGGUUAUGGGAGUUACGAUGAAGCGGCUGCUUGAGGUAGAUAGUAUAAAGAAAUAG